AUGGCUAAUGGUCCAUCUUCUAGCAUUAAACAGAAAAGGAGAGGAGAGGAGAGGGGGGCAAAAGGGCAUGAAACGGUUGACCCUAAUUCUAGCUCCCCCCCUCCCUUCCCGUCCCCCACGCCAUCUCUUCCUCCCUUUCCUGCGUCCUCCUAUGCAUUGAGACGAGAGAGCGUGAACAGCAGCAAUGGAGAGGAACAGGGUGUGCAAGAUCUGCAACAGGCGCUUCUCCAAUGGAAAAGCCAUGGGCGGCCACAUGAGAUCUCACUUCGCCAAGCUCCCGCCCCGCCUCCCUCUCCCCAGCCCACUCCCACUCCCACUCCGUCCUCUUCCCUCUCCCUGUCUCCGCAACGACUGCAUCAAGGGAAGCCUCAGACUCCGGCGGCCGUCCACGACAGAGGGAGCGACACCGAGUCAUCGCGGCGCAGAAAGCGGAACCGAUCCAAACGGUGGCGCCGCGCGGUGGGAGCCGAUGCUCUCUUGAAUGCCGACGUCGAGCAGGCGAUCAGCUCGGUCUCGGAGACCGAGACGCUGUCCGAGGCGGAUGGCGCCCUGUGCCUGAUGAUGCUCUCCAGGGGCAAAUGGCCGAAGCGAUCGAGCGCGGAAACCGAUGGGCAUGAGGAGGACGAUGGCGACGACUCGGUCUCCGUGACCCAGAUGAACGGUCGGGCUGGGUCGAGCCGGCCCAAGUACCGGUGCGAGACAUGCAACAAAGGGUUCGGAUCGUAUCAAGCGCUUGGCGGGCACAGGGCGAGCCACAAGAAGACGAGCGAGGAAAACUUGAUCGGCCAUAAUCACAAGAGACUCGCUUUUGAGUGUCCUUACUGUCACAAGGUGUUCGAUUCCGGCCAAGCUUUGGGCGGGCACAAGAAAGUUCACAAUGAAGCGAUCACCGUCACUGCCAAGAGCAAGAACUGCGACGCCGGCGAGAGCUUAAUAGAUCUCAACCUACCAGCACCCGAAGAGAACGGUGAAGAAACGACGGCGAGUCUGGUCGAGAUCUCUUCAGUCUCCAACGAAGAAACAUUCUAUCCGAUUAAGAAGACCCUUUUCCAGGUCUAAGACUAGGGCGACAGCGAAUCAAACUAUGAAUUCCAAGUAUCGGAUGCAACAGGCUGUAUAGAGGUAAUUAAUACGGCAUUUUGUUUGUACAUAAUUUUCCCGAACGCCGUAGCUUGUCUGAGCAUCGAGAUAAAGCUAAACACAUGAAG
Eucalyptus grandis is the source of this 1208-nucleotide messenger RNA. RefSeq names its product zinc finger protein ZAT1. The coding region runs from base 1 to 1059 and encodes 352 amino acids. The transcript has 2 exons. Lineage: Eukaryota; Viridiplantae; Streptophyta; Magnoliopsida; Myrtales; Myrtaceae. The record is from RefSeq and is a predicted model, not a curated record. Gene Ontology annotation, biological process: regulation of DNA-templated transcription.